GCCGCGUCUAGUUUGCUUUUAUUUUGUGUUUUGGCUUCAGUUCACUCAUCAUGUCCAAACCAACCAUGUCCGUCACAAAGCUCGAGCUCGAGGAGGACGCCCACAGGGCCGCCCUCGAGGACAACCCCAGCGAGGUGCACGUGGGAUGGAAAACGUGGGCGGCCGUGCUGUCCAUGGCCAUCUCGUUCGGUCCUCCCAUCGGCAUCGCGUUCGGGUCCGUCGCGGCCGUCGUCGCCCCCGUGACCCAAGAGCUCGGCGGUUUCGACAAGCUGGCGUGGGUGGUCGGCGCCUGGUCCCUCGCCACGGCCUGCUCUUUCUCGGUUUCCGGCGCCCUUAGCGACACAUUUGGCCGGAGGAACCCAAUCCUGCUUGGCCAGGUGCUGUCCAUCGUCGGCUUCGUCAUGGGCGGCGUGGCGCGCAACGUUGAAACGCUCAUCGCGGCCGAGGCCUUUAUCGGGUUUAGCACCGGGCUGAUUUUCGUCAGCUACGCCGGCGUUCCCGAGAUGCUGCCCAAUAAGUACCGAUCGCUGGGGCUGGGGAUUCUGGACGGGGGGAUUGCACUGCCGUGGGGUGUAAUCGCCGUUAUACUUGGACAGGCCCUCCUCAAAUACGCCUCGUGGCGCUGGAUCUUUUGGAUCGCGCUCAUCGUCGAAGCGGUCGGACUCGCCGGAACUGCUGCCUUUUACUGGCCGGCAUCACGGACUCGGGGCUCUCGGCUGCAGCAGCUCAAGGAUAUCGACUGGAUCGGACUGACCGCCUUCAUCGGAGGCCUGGCCGUGCUGCUGGUCGGGCUGACGUGGGGCGGACAGGCAGAGCACCCGUGGGCUGGAGCGUCGGUCGUGGCGCCCAUCGUGGUCGGCCUCGUCACCAUCGUGGCCGCCUUUGCCUACGACUUUACCGUCGCCACCAACCCCAUCUUCCCGCUUAGCCUGUUCCGCCAGUUCCGCGAGUACUCGGUGCUGCUGAUCGUCAUGUUCGUUUCGGGCAUGCUGUACAACGCGCUGCUGCCCCUCCUCACCCAGGGAUCGUCCUACAUGUUCACACAGGACGGCAUCCAGGUCGGGCUUAUGUCGCUGCCGUACACGACCAUGACGCUGAUCGUCGGCUGCAUCGUGCCCAUGCUCGCACACAAGAUCGGGCACCUCAAGUGGCAGGUGGUGGUGGCGGUGACGCUUCAGACGACCUUUAUCGCGGCCACGGCCGGCGCCGUCAACCCGCGCAACUACUGGGGCUGGAUCUUCCUCCCCGCGUUUGGCAUCCCCAUGUUCACGUGGCUGACGAUCCUGACAUACGCCAUCGCGUCGCUGCACGUGCCACACUCUAAGCUGGGCGUGGCCAUGGGGCUGCUGGGGACGUUCCGGGCGGCGGGCGGCGCGGUUGGCAACGCCAUCUUCUCGACCAUUCUCAACAACAAGUUCAACGAGUACGUGGGCGAGGAGGUGGUGCCGCUGGUCUUUAUGAACGGCUUUAACGCCACCGAUAUCGGGCCCAUCAUCGGCGGGGCCAUCCAGCAUAACCUGGGGAUACCGUUUGCGCUGGCUGCGUAUCCCCCAUCCAUGGCGGAGCCGCUGAUGGAGGCGGUGCGGACAGCCUACGGGCGGGCGUUUUACGUGGUGUUUCUGUGCACGAUUCCGUUUAGUGCUGUGGCGCUGGCCUUUUCUUUCUUUGUCGAGGACCCGACCAAAUACAUGACGAACCACGUGCAGAUGGCGAUGGAGGCAAAGGUGGAGGACGAGGAGGUGCAGGUGGUGGCGGAAAAGCAGCGCUAGGCGGGAAUUCGAUGUGGAAUCAGCCCGGGUGGGUGUGGAAUAAAGUAAAGUGUGGAAUCAGAUUUGUCACCGUGCGCAACGAACGCGAGACUUGACGCAAUUAAAACCCCGC
Gaeumannomyces tritici R3-111a-1 is the source of this 1881-nucleotide messenger RNA. RefSeq lists its product as hypothetical. Gene Ontology annotation, biological process: transmembrane transport. Lineage: Eukaryota; Fungi; Ascomycota; Sordariomycetes; Magnaporthales; Magnaporthaceae. The record is from RefSeq and is a predicted model, not a curated record. The transcript is spliced from 2 exons. Gene Ontology annotation, molecular function: transmembrane transporter activity. The coding region runs from base 51 to 1769 and encodes 572 amino acids.